Capsicum annuum is the source of this 2079-nucleotide messenger RNA. RefSeq names its product lanC-like protein GCR2. NCBI's taxonomy places the organism in Eukaryota, Viridiplantae, Streptophyta, Magnoliopsida, Solanales, Solanaceae. The record is from RefSeq and is a predicted model, not a curated record. Bases 626 to 1861 code for a protein of 411 amino acids. The transcript has 6 exons. Gene Ontology annotation, cellular component: plasma membrane. Gene Ontology annotation, biological process: peptide modification; carbohydrate metabolic process.
CUGCUCAAACAUCAACAACGUAUUUUGAUACUCAUGACAAAUAAAUUAAGAGACAAAAAAUUUUCACCUUUUUUUUUUAUACUUUUACCCCCAACAAUCACUAUAAAAAUGAUUUCAAUGAUUAUAAAAUUUAUACAAUAAUUAUAAAAGUUGUUCGAUAAAUAUGUAAAGUUAUUGAUUUAAACUCAGGGCAGAGUCACCUCGAGCAAAGGUGGACAAAUACAUAGUAUUUAUCUACCAAAUAUUUUAUAUGAUGAAUAUAAAUUAAGUAUUAAUCAUUAGAGUUUAUAUUUGACUUUUUUUAAUAUGUUUGAAGAUAAAAUUUACACAUAUUUUACAAAAUUUCGGAUUCGCCACUACUUACACCACAAUCCAAUAUGUACACAGGAAUCAGCUGAAAGGCAGCUCCAUUCAGUUAAUCAGCGACUAGCAAAACAGAAAAAUUGCAUAUAAAGUUUGCUUUCGCGCAACUUGAUUAAUUUUACUCUACGUGAUGUCUAUCUAUUACCUUUCGUCACGUCAGCAAUAGGUAUUAGGUAACUCUCAGAAGUAUUAGAUAACUUUUUUCACGUCAGCAAUAGGUAUUAGGUAACUCUCAGAGGUAUUAGAUAACUCUGUCCGUAAUAUGGGCGAGAUGGCAGAUCGUUUCUUCCCAAACACCAUGCCUAGUUUCAUAGAUGAAGCUACAGUUAACCAAUCGUUGGUUGAAGGAGAAAAAGAUGUAUUGUCGGAGCUUGUAUAUUUGCCAUAUGGAGCCCUUUGUGAGAAGCUCAAAAGGGUUGCUUUGAACCUCAAACAAACGAUUGUAAAGGAGACAUGGGUAUCUAAAGGGGGACGUAUUAGUGACUAUACAAUGUACACUGGAGCUUUGGGAACUGCUUUUUUGUUAUUUAAAGCUUACCAAGUUACUCGUAACAAGAAUGAUCUUGCUGUUUGUUCUGAUAUUAUCAAGGCUUGCGACUCUGCUUCCCGUGGUUCCGGGCGUGUGACUUUCAUAUGUGGUCAGGCUGGUGUUUAUUCACUUGGUGCGGUUGUGGCCAAACACAGUGGGGAUGAACAAUUGUGUGACCGCUAUCUGACAAAAUUCAAAGAGAUUGAGCUUCCUAAAGAUCUUCCAAAUGAGUUGUUGUAUGGGAGAGCUGGUUUCUUGUGGGCAUGUUCGUUCUUAAACAAAAAUAUUGGUAGAGACACAAUAUCUCCAGCCCAAAUUCGAGCAGUUGUUGCCGAGGUUAUGAAGUCCGGACGAAAAAUGGGGAAAGGAAGAUGUUCUCUGAUGUAUGAAUGGCAUGGAAAAAGAUACUGGGGUGCUGCUCACGGGCUAGCUGGGAUAAUGCAUGCACUUAUGGACAUGGAACUGAAAGCAGACGAGGCCGAGGAUGUGAAGGCCACACUGCGUUACAUGAUCCGAAAUCGUUUUCCCAGUGGAAAUUACCCCUCAAGUGAAGGAAGUGAAUCGGAUCGACUUGUGCAUUGGUGCCACGGUGCUCCAGGUGUUGCCCUUACUCUAAUCAAAGCAGCUAAGGUUUUCAGUAGUGACGAGUUUCUGCAGGCAGCUGUAGAAGCAGCCGAGGUGGUUUGGAAUCGGGGCUUACUCAAACGCGUUGGAAUUUGUCAUGGUGUUAGUGGGAACUCUUAUGUAUUUCUUUCACUAUAUCGCUUGACAGGUAAAGUUGAGUACCUGUACAAGGCAAAGGCCUUCGCGUGCUUUCUGCAUGCCAAAGCUCAAACACUUAUAUCAGAGGGAGUUAUGCACGGAGGUGAUCGUCCAUACUCACUGUUUGAAGGAAUCGGAGGAAUGGCUUAUCUCUUUCUCGACAUGAUAGAACCAAUGGAGACGAGGUUUCCUGCUUAUGAACUCUAGUUUGUUGCAUACACAAUAUGCUGUAGAUUGUAGAAUCAACUAUGUAAAUCUUGUACGUGAGGUGGAUGUAUUUACCAUAAAUAAUGUAGAACCAACUUAUCUCUACGAGGUAGCGGUAAUGUCUGAGUGACACUCUACCACCCCCAGACGUUACCGUGCGAUUAUACUAGGUUUGUUAUUGUGUUGUAAUCAGCUUGUGUUUUCUAUUUCCUUUCUCA